AAUUAUCUAAUAAUCGAUUGUGCCCACGCCAGUCUCUUUUUUUGCUUUUGCGUAGUCACGCUCGCAUUUUUUCCCCAAUACUAAAGAAUACGACACACCUUUCACAAGUAUUAAUAUUUCUUGUUUAGCUAAACGCUGUUACACAUGGAUGGACAAGAUAACGUGUUUGAAAGUAUAUUUAAAGUAGAAAAGGAUCUGAUGCCACCUGUCACACUUUUUGUGCAGCCCACGAAAGAAGAAGUUGAGGGGGAAUGCGAGAACAUCCUGGAGCGGGCUCUUCAAACGAAUCGCGUACAAAAGCAAGAAGUGAUCUCGAAGAGAGAAGACACGAAUGCUCAGUCUGCCAGAAGAGCUUGCCACGAAAGGAUAAUUUACUUCGCCACAUGCGGUCAGGUUGCAAAUAAUCAUCUAUCUCAGAAACUUAAGGAUCCUCGUACUUGCCUAUUACACAUAAUAUUGGUUGGCUACGUGGCAUUGAACGGUGGCCCCAUUAAACUGAAGAGGACCUAUUGGAUUGAACGUUCGAACUCUCGCCUGGUGCUGCCUCUUCUGGCGAGGUCGGGCACGUGCAUGAAUAAUCCAAAUGCAAUUAAUCAUGAAGUAUACAAGUUAACCAAAUCUCGCGCCGUGCUGCUUCUUUCUAUACAGUUCAGCAGUUCGUCGUUAGCGCUACUAUUGGAGCAGAUGGCUGCGGCGGCCAAAGAGUAG
Messenger RNA from Gryllus bimaculatus (two-spotted cricket), 708 nucleotides. NCBI's taxonomy places the organism in Eukaryota, Metazoa, Arthropoda, Insecta, Orthoptera, Gryllidae. The record is from the annotation of a GenBank genome assembly.